Molecule: messenger RNA, 741 nt
Organism: Austrofundulus limnaeus
Lineage: Eukaryota; Metazoa; Chordata; Actinopteri; Cyprinodontiformes; Rivulidae
Product: RNA-binding protein Musashi homolog 1
Biological process (GO): regulation of translation; central nervous system development
Cellular component (GO): cytoplasm
Molecular function (GO): mRNA binding
Source: RefSeq, a predicted model, not a curated record
AUCGAUCCAAAGGUGGCGUUCCCUCGACGAGCUCAGCCCAAGCUCGUGACUCGAACCAAGAAGAUCUUUGUGGGCGGCCUGUCGGUGAACACGACCAUCGAAGACGUGAAGCAAUACUUCGACCAGUUUGGGAAGGUCGACGAUGCCAUGCUCAUGUUCGACAAGACCACAAACAGACACAGAGGGUUUGGCUUCGUGACGUUUGAGAACGAGGACGUGGUGGAGAAAGUGUGCGAGAUCCACUUCCACGAGAUCAACAACAAAAUGGUGGAGUGCAAGAAGGCCCAGCCCAAGGAGGUGAUGUCCCCCACGGGCUCGGCCAGGGGCCGCUCUCGGGUGAUGCCCUAUGGGAUGGACGCCUUCAUGCUAGGCAUCGGUAUGCUGGGUUAUCCAAGCUUCCAGACUGCCACUUACACCAGCCGGAGCUACGCAGGCAUCACUCCUGGAUACACCUAUCAGUUCCCUGAGUUCCACUUAGAGAGGACUCCCCUUCUGACUUCACCCCACCCCCCUGAACUCACAGCCAUUCCUCUCACCGCCUAUGGACCAAUGGCAGCUGCGGCAGCGGCGGCGGCAGUCGUCAGAGGCUCCACCCCGUCUCGCGCAGCUGGAUUUUUAGGCACGAGCAGCCCGGGUCCGAUGGCGGACCUUUAUGGAACCGCCAGUCAGGAGUCGGCUGUCAGCAGUUACCUCAGCGCUGCGAGCCCUGCACCAAGCACCGGCUUCAGCCACAGCCUGGGG